Pistacia vera is the source of this 948-nucleotide messenger RNA. RefSeq names its product protein ALP1-like. The transcript is spliced from 4 exons. NCBI's taxonomy places the organism in Eukaryota, Viridiplantae, Streptophyta, Magnoliopsida, Sapindales, Anacardiaceae. The record is from RefSeq and is a predicted model, not a curated record. Bases 1 to 948 code for a protein of 315 amino acids.
AUGGCCCGUUUAACAGUUAGGCAGAAGAUGCACUUGGUUGCCUUUCUAGUCUUCCAUUUGGACAUGUUGGAAACCAUGUACACCAUGCUCGUGCUUCUUGGGUUGGCUAAUGCACUUAAUAUACGGGGUAGACGUAGGGCUGCUAUAUUAUAUGCUAGUGAGUCUGCGUCUAGGUUUAAGGUUAGGUUGCAUACCCUGCUGUUUAAAAAUCCAAAGGCCAUUCCCGAGAACUCAACCAAUGAGCGGUGGAAAUGGUUCAAGAACUGUUUGGGAGCCUUAGAUGGAACAUACAUAAAGGUUCAUGUGCCGGCUGCCGAUAUACCUAGGUAUCAGUCAAGGAAAAGUGAAAUCGCAACUAAUGUCCUUGGUGUAUGCACACCUGACAUGCAGUUUAUAUAUGUCCUCGCUAGGUGGGAAGGUUCCGUUGCAGAUGGUAGAGUUCUUAGGGAUGCCAUUACUAGGAGAAAUGGAUUAAAGGUCCCCCAAGGGCAUUACUAUUUGUGCGAUGCUGGAUACACUAAUGGGGAAGGGUUUUUGGCCCCUUAUCGAGGACAACGAUAUCAUUUGAGUGAUUGGCGACAAGGUCACCAACCGGCAUCACCACAAGAAUUUUUCAACAUGAAACACUCUCAAGCAAGAAAUUGUAUUGAGCGAUGUUUCGUCAUCUUGAAAGCUCGAUGGGGAAUAUUGAAGGACACAUCUUACUACCUCGUCAAAACUCAAUGUAGAAUCAUUACUGCAUGUUGUCUUUUGCACAAUUUCAUAAGGUCUGAGUUACCCAUUGACCCGGUUAAAGCGGAGCUUCAGGAAGAGGUGAACGAUGAAGGGGAAGAGGAUGACGAAGGUGAAUUGAUCAGGCACGUUGAGCCUAGUCCCGCAUGGACUGCAUUUAGAGACAAUUUGGAAGCUGAAAUGUUCAAUACUUGGAUGGCUGCGAUGAAUGAAUGA